Molecule: messenger RNA, 1989 nt
Organism: Babesia sp. Xinjiang
Lineage: Eukaryota; Apicomplexa; Aconoidasida; Piroplasmida; Babesiidae
Gene: pitA
Product: Phosphatidylinositol transfer protein 1
Exons: 4
Coding region: 1-1989 (662 amino acids)
Biological process (GO): phospholipid transport
Source: RefSeq, a predicted model, not a curated record
AUGAAGGUCAUCGAAUUUCGCAUACCGCUGCCAAUCAGCUUGGAGAUGUUCCAGCGCUGUGCCUUGUACCUGGUCGCGCAAGCCAGUAUGAAGGAAGUUGAAGGCGGGAGUGCUUUCGAGAUUGCGACGAAUGAACCAUACGAAAGAAACGGAACAGUUGGAAGGCAUACCGAAAAACGAUAUCAUUUCGGGAAGAACUUGCCGUCAUGGCUACAAACACUUCUCGGAACAGAACUCACAGUAGUGAGUGAGGAAUCGUGGGCUACGUAUCCGUACACAUUUACCAAAUACUCCAACAAAAAACUUACGUCGUUUGAAUUCUCAUUCGAGUCAAUCAACAUUGAAAGUCUAGAAUACAAAGACAAUGCACUUAACCUCAAUGCGAAAGACCUGGCUCGCCGAAAGGUGGUUGUUUUGGACUUGACGGGCUUCAAUAAGUGCAAACUUUAUGAUGCCGCCUCAGACGUGACUCUCAACACAUCGCAAUUCACAAAUGUCCUACCUAUUCAGCAAGGCUGGAUGGAUGAGCCGGGACGCACAGGAAUGGUGUCAUACAAGGUACUGAAGGUCGAUAUACCCUAUUUCGGGUUCUUGACAUCCAGGGUCGAAAAUUAUCUUGUUAACUACCUACAGGACAGACUGUUAGUAUACCUGUCUCAUGCAAUGUGCGCCAUUGAUGAAUGGUACGACACAGACAUUGAACUGUUGCGAGCAAAGGAACAAGAAUGUUACGACCUGUUGAACGAAAAGUUCCUGGAGCAAUAUGGUAAGAUGGCAAAAGCCGGGACCACCGGAGCGGUAUCACAGACUUCUCUCAGAGAUGCAGACUCCCAGAACUACGAAUCGGAAGAACAAGAUACAUCGACUACAGAGCAAAUACAUCAAAGUGGACGUGGUACUUCCGAUGAGCCACAAACGCUUGCGGACAAAAUGCAAGAUGUUCUAACUGAACAACAUACGGAUACAUUAGCUCCCAAUAUGGUUUAUCGUGCCACAGGAACGGAUAUGGAAACUGGUACAACUAUUGUAGGACGCAGGAGCACCGGAGACAAGAGCCAAAGAAGCGACAGUCGCUGGUCUCCUUCUGCUGUGACUAUCGAUAGUCAUAUUGACGAGGACGAAUUUUGGGACUGUUUGGAAGAACUAGAUGAACAUUCACCGCCGUAUAUGCCGAAAUCGACAUUUCAAUCGGCGUCGCCGGCCGUUUCAAUCGCCAGUGAUGACGAAUCCAGCAGGUCCGACGCAAAGGACCAACGGGAAGCUGAACCACAACUUGACGAACCCGAGCCUGCCGAGACAACUGAACCACCGUCGCCCGCUCCUCAGAGUGAGGCUGACUCGGUUAGUGAAGAGCAGGAAUCUCAUACGCUGGAGGAUGCCGAUAACGAAGCGGACGAGGGAGACAAUCACCCCAGCCCACGCAGCAGUUCGGAGGCACCCACGUCGGAUACCGAUGGCGAUGAAAGCUACGCGUCAACUGAUUUGGAAGCAAAAAUUGCUGAAUACCCUGAACCCCAAUCUAGCGACGAAGACGACACAUCUCCGGAGCUGGUUUCUAUGGGAGGGAAAAAUACACCAUUGAUUUUCACAGGAUACCUUCACAAAUUGGGAGGUACAUUAUUUUACCAAUGGAACGUUCGCUACAUUAUGAUACGCGACGGCAACAUGUAUUAUUAUGACAAAAGUGAGGACACGGAACCGAAGGCAACGAUAUCUUUGGCCGACGCACGCAUUAGUUGGGUAGGCGAUUACAUGAGACGAUCAAAUGUGUUCUCCAUUACAACACGCACCAAGCGCAUAUAUCACUGGAGUGCUGAUAAUCGGUCAACCGUUAAGCGGUGGAUCCUGCUGCUCCAGGUGCUGUCAGAGGAAUCACCGGAGCUGCUGAUCGACGAUUUGUCGACUGAGUACCUCUAUCGCGUCGGGAAGCCAAAAUCGGAUGGCGGCAACUUGGUACAACCGGUUGAAGAAAGGUCUGAUGUUAUCUAA